UUCUCUGAUUUUGGUGUUGGUUUGUUGGCUCAACCCAUUUACACUGCAUUUCUGGUCAGCUGGCUACAACUGAACGAUCCCAGCUGUUACGUUUACCGACUGUUCUCUAUUUGCGGUUAUUUGUUCUCGAUGGCUUCGUUCUCAGCUGUUGUGGCUGUAAGUGUAGACAGGUUCUUAGCUGUUCACCUUCAUCUCAGAUACCAUGAAUUUGUGACUCACAAGCGUGUUGUCGCUGUGGUGAUCUCCAUAUGGGUGUUUAGUGCAUUUGUUUCUUCGAUGGUAUUAUGGGCUCCGGUCAGUACUUUAAAUAAUAUGAUUUCAUUUACUGGUGCUUUUUGUUUUAUUGUAAAUGCUGUGAUGUACAUCAGGAUUUAUUUAAUUGUCCGACAGCACAAGAAUCAGAUUCAAUCCUUGCAAGUAAAUGAAAGAUCUCAAUCUGGUGAGAUGACAAAUUUUGCAAGCCUCAUUAAAUCUACCGUUGGUGUAUUCUAUGUGUAUCUCGUGUUUCUAAUUUGCUAUCUGCCUUAUUUUAUUUCUGUGGUUGCCAUCAAAAUCAACGGUCCGAGUAUCGCUUUCAAGAAAGUUUUUCUCUUCUCAAUGAUUUUCGUGAAUCUUAAUUCAUCUCUGAACCCUGUACUUUACUGCUGGAAGAUGAGAAACAUUCGAAACGCUAUCCUGCACAUAUUGCGGAACAUGUCGCGGAACAGAAACAAUCGUUCACACUAGAUUUACAGUCUUAAGGGGUCUUUCUGCUAA
This is a messenger RNA of Pocillopora damicornis (cauliflower coral), 756 nucleotides long. RefSeq names its product adenosine receptor A2b-like. Gene Ontology annotation, molecular function: G protein-coupled receptor activity. The record is from RefSeq and is a predicted model, not a curated record. Gene Ontology annotation, biological process: G protein-coupled receptor signaling pathway. Gene Ontology annotation, cellular component: membrane. NCBI's taxonomy places the organism in Eukaryota, Metazoa, Cnidaria, Anthozoa, Scleractinia, Pocilloporidae.